Molecule: messenger RNA, 2609 nt
Organism: Paramecium primaurelia
Lineage: Eukaryota; Ciliophora; Oligohymenophorea; Peniculida; Parameciidae
Source: the annotation of a GenBank genome assembly
AUGGAUCAAGAUCAUGAUUAUUCUUUUGAACAUUUAUAAGAAUUAGCAAAAUAAAAAAAUAUAUCUUAUGUAUUAAAAAGAGAUGGAGGAAAAUAAAAUAUUGAUAUUUAAAAAAUAGCAGAGAGAUUAUAAAAUUUAGCUUCAAAUCUUUAGCAUAUCAAUAUAAACUUAAUAAUGUGGAAGGUUAUUCAGGGAAUGUAUGAAGGUAUUUAAAAUUAUAAGAUUUUAUUUUAGGAAUAACAACUGUAUAAUUAGAUAAUUUGGCGGCAGAAACAUGUGCUUAUAUGAAUUUAGUACAUCCACAAUAUUCUUUAUUAGCUGCAAGAAUAGCAGUCAACAACCUUCAUAAAGAAACAAGUGAAUCCUUUAGUGAAGUGGCAACAAAAUUGCAUUCUUUUACAGUAAAUUUUUUGUUCUAAAUUCUAGGAUAAAUAUGGUAGACCAGCUCCUUUGAUUGCAGAUGAUGUUUAUAAAAUAAUAAUUGAAAAUAAAGAUAUCAUUCAAAAUGAGAUAAAUUAUGAUAGAGAUUAUCAAUAUGACUUUUUUGGUUUCAAGACUUUAGAAAGAAGCUAUUUACUUAAGGAAGGUAAAAAACCUAUUGAAAGACCAUAAUAAUUAUUAAUGAGAGUCAGUAUUGGUAUUCAUAAAGAGGAUCUACAAUCAGCAUUUUAAACCUAUCAUUUGAUGUCUUAAAAGUACUUUACUCAUGCAACACCAACAUUAUUUAAUAGUGGUACACCUUAUCCUUAAAUGUCAUCUUGUUUUCUAUUAGAUAUGGUUGAUGAUUCAAUAGAAGGUAUAUAUGAAACUCUCAAGAGAUGUGCUUUAAUAAGUAAAUCAGCUGGAGGAAUAGGAUUAAGUGUAUCUAAGAUCAGAUCAUAAGAUAGUUAUAUAAGAGGAACUAAUGGUAUAAGCAAUGGAUUAGUGCCUAUGUUGAAGGUGUUUAAUGAUACAGCAAGAUAUGUAGAUUAAGGAGGUGGCAAAAGAAAAGGAUCUUUUGCUAUUUAUUUAGAACCAUGGCAUAGUGAUAUUAUAAGUUUCUUAUAAUUGAGAAAGAAUCAUGGAAUUGAAGAAUAAAGAGCAAGAGAUUUAUUUUUAGGUUUAUGGAUACCAGAUUUAUUUAUGUAAAGAGUUAAAGAUGAUUCAGAUUGGACUUUAAUGUGUCCAAAUGAAUGUCCAGGUCUUUAAGAUUGUUAUGGUUAAGAAUUCAAUAAAUUAUAUACAGAAUAUGAAUCUAAAAAUAUGGGAAGAAUGACAAUAAAGGCUAGAUAAUUAUGGUAAGAAAUAAUUGAUGCUCAAAUAUCAACUGGAUUACCAUAUAUGUUAUAUAAAGAUGCUUGUAAUUAGAAAAGUAAUUAAAAAAAUCUAGGAACUAUCAAAAGUAGUAAUUUAUGUACUGAAAUCAUAUAAUUUACAUCACCAGAUGAAAUUGCUGUUUGUAAUCUUGCUAGUAUUAAUUUAUAAAAGUUAAUUAAAGAAGAUAAAACUUUUGAUUUUGAUAAAUUGUUGGAAAUUACAAAAAUAAUUACAACAAAUCUUAAUAUUGUAAUUGAUUUGAACUUUUAUCCUGUUAAAUAAGCAGAAUAUAGUAAUAAAAGACAUAGACCUAUUGGUAUUGGUGUCUAAGGAUUUGCAGAUGCAUUACAAAGAAUGAAAAUACCAUUUGAUUCAGAAGAUGCUUAAGAAUUAAAUGCCAAGAUUUUUGAAACUAUUUAUUAUGGAGCAUGUUAAAGAUCUUUGGAAUUAGCAUAGAAAUUAGGACCUUAUGAAACAUUUACAGGUAGUCCAGCUUCAUAAGGAAUUUUAUAAUUUGAUAUGUGGGGUGUAAGUCCAAAAUUAUAUGAUUGGAAUACUCUCAAAUAGAAUAUUGUAAAAUAUGGAAUGAGAAAUUCUUUAUUAAUUGCACCUAUGCCAACAGCAUCAACAAGUUAAAUUUUAUAAAAUAAUGAAUCAUUUGAACCAUAUACUACUAACAUAUAUACAAGAAGAGUUUUAGCUGGAGAAUUUGUAUGCAUCAAUCCACAUUUAGUUGAUGAUUUAAUAGAAUUAAAUUUAUGGACACCUUAAAUCAAGAAUAAAUUAAUUAUGAACAAUGGUUCUGUCUAAAAUAUAGAAGAAAUUCCUAAUAAUAUAAAAUCAUUAUAUAAGACAGUUUGGGAAAUCUCAUAAAAAGCUAUAUUAAAUUUAGCAACUUCUAGAGCUCCAUUUAUUGAUUAGAGUCAAUCAUUAAAUAUCCAUAUGGCUGAACCAACUAUGUCUAAAGUAACAUCUAUGCAUUUCUAUGCUUGGGAAAAGGGAUUAAAAACAGGUAUCAAUUAUAUAUAAUUAAUUUAGGAAUGUAUUAUUUGAGAACAAGACCUGCAGCAGAUCCUAUUAAAUUUACAGUAGAUGUUGAAGCAUUAUUAAAAGAAGGUGGACAAAUAAAAAUUUAAUCAUCUAAAUAAGAAUUAAUUGAUGAAAGUGCAUCCAAAAAGAUUAUUACUAAUGAAGGUAAAACAGUUAAGAAGGGUAAACCUCAAAUUAUUGUUACUGAAGAUGGUGAUGAAGUUGAGGUUUGCUUAAAUUGUGGCUCUUGAAUACAUAUUUAUAUUAAUAAUUUAUAAUUUUAC